GGAUUAUACUCAUUGCUCUGAUUUCAAAUGAAGAAAAAGACAAAAGAACUUUGUGAGGGUUCAAGUAUGAUUACUGCCUAAAUAUUUUGAAUUCUCUAACCGGGAUAGGAUUUUUGUUUAUGACUGCAGUUUCAACAAACUUGACAUAUUCAUAUUGUAAAUAAUCCCUUUAUAUUCUUCCAUUUAAAGGAAUGGUUCAUGAUAAGGACUAUACUUCUAUAAAUUAUUAAUUUUAUCACCAUUUAGCAAAAAAUAUUACCACUUGUUUGAUGAUAUAGUUAGACCGUCUUAAGGAUUAUUGACUAUAGCCACAGUUCACGUUUUAUUCCAUACAAAUUAUUUGGAUAUGAACAGAAUAGUAAUUAUGGCUUGUAAAUAUAUAUGGCUAUUGAAAAGUAAUGAAGAAGAUCGUCUAACUAAAAAUUGAAAAGGUGAUCAAUGAACAUAUAAAUAUCACAUUACCAAGAAUAGAAAAGGCAAAUAUUUGAAUUUGAGUUGCUGUAGCUAUAAUAAAAAGUUGAGUAAAGAAGAGGCUUAGAGCACCCGCAACGCGGGUUCGUGAUGAAUCCUAAGCGCGAUAACUUAGGUAAAAGCAAUUAAAAAAAUAAUUUUAAAAUGUCGUAACCGAAGGAUUGAUCCUAAACUAAGGGGUUUAAGGAUCAAAUCCUUAAUCACGUGGCAAGGCGGGAGUGGUCGUGGUAGGGGUUGUGUUUCGUAUGUGGAAAAAACAUUCAUUCUCUUUCUCCGUCUCGAAAAAAAAACUCUCCCGAAGGCGAAAGGCGAUUCAGAGAUCGUGAAACGGUGAAGGUAAAUCGCGUGCUCUUAACUCAAUAUUUUUGGAUUAGGUGUUGAUGCAUGUUGAUUAGUCAGUUCUAGGGUUCUAUCGUGUGGUAAAAAUCGAUUUUAGGUUUCAAAUCGAAUUGGGGAUUUUUUUCGAUUUACGGUUUUCGUCUAGGUUUGUUAUUUUCUGCAUCUCGAAUCGGUUCUUUGUUGUUUGAGAGUUCUAUCGUAUGGUUUUAAUAGAUAUAGGGUUUGAAAUUGAGUUGGGAUUGACUUCUGGAUUGAUUUACGUUCCGUGAAGAGUUAUAAAUAAUUUUACGGUUCGAGAUUGAUUUGUAAAUCGAUUACGGGUUCAGGAUAGUCGAAACCAUUUGUGUUAAGCUAUCCUUAUAGCUAAUUAUGAAUCUGAUAACAUGAUUUUCCUUGCAGGUUUUGAAAUGGAGGAAGAACUUCGCGAUAAGAAAGCACAAAAAGAGUACUACAACAUGAUCGAUUUUGUUGCAAAUGCGCAACAGGGGAUUCCCAAAAUUUGCCCCUGUGGAUCAAUCACGAAAGAAACCGUUGAUGAAGAUGAUACGUACGACUACCUCCCGGGAAAAAGAUACUUUAUCUGCAAAGACUUUGAGAAUGAUGGGCUGCAUUUCAGGCAACCAUGGGUUACGGCUAUUCAUGAAGAAGUUGAGAGGCUCAAAGAACGGUAUCACGAGCAGGCGAAGCUUCUGAGAGAGUGCCAGGCAGUUAAGGUGAGUGAUGAGUGAUCUGUUAUGUCUUUAGGACUUUACUUAUAUGUGGGUAGGACUAUAGUUCUGUAAUAACUGUAUGAUGUAUGUUCAGGACGAGGUGAGAAUGCUGCAGGACGAGGUGAGAAUGCUGCUUAUGCGUGUGGCUGAACUCGAGAGAGCCCUGUGAGGUUAGUGGAUUAAAUUAUCCUUCAUCUCUGCCUCGUGUGAAAUUAGUAGGAGUUUGCAAAUAAUAUCCAUACUGCUUCAUUAAAUCUCACUUUCAAACGAAAACUUCAUUAACUCACUCUCUAGCUGUUAUGAUAGGACAGUUAGCAAAUAAUAUCCAUACUGCUUCAUUAAAUCUCGCUUUCAAACGAAAACUUCAUUAACUCACUCUCUAGCUGUUAUGAUAGGACAGUUUCCUACUAGGAUUAAAUAGAGUUGAACUAAAGAUCCCUAUUUAAUCUUCUGCGUUUCUACAAGAGAAACACAGAGUGAAAUCCGAAAAUGGAAAACUCCACUUGCUUUGUAAACCUUUUAGCUAGCCAAGGGUGUGUUGAGCUUGACUCAUCGGAACCCCUUUGCUUUAACAGCCAAUGUUCCGAUGAGUCUACUGUCAAAGAGAGGAAGAAAUGGACACCAAAGGAGGAUAUAAUCCUCAUUGGUGCUUGGCUCAACACCAGCAAAGACCCUAUAGUCGGGAAUGAACAAAAAGCUGGUAAGUUCUGGCAGAGGAUUGUACAGUACUACAACUGCAGUCCUCAGCUGGUUGGGACAAUCCCAAGAGAACUUGGGCAAUGCAAGCAAAGAUGGGCUAGGAUCAAUGAUUUGGUGUGUAAAUUUUCGGGCUGCUACGAGAUGGCAUUGAGGGAGCAGAGGAGCGGGUAAAAUGACAACGAUGUGAUGAAGGCUGCUUUGGAUAUCUUCUACAAUGACCACGGCAGUAAGUUCAACUUGGAACAUGCGUGGAGGGAGCUUCGACAUGAUGUGAAAUGGUGCUCCACCUAUCUCGAGAAGGAGAGCGGUCGGGAGAAGCGCAAAGCAGUUGCUUCUGAUGCUCAAGGGUCAUUCGCGGAGCCAGAAGAAAGACCCAUAGGAGUUAAGGCAGCUAAGGCUGGUAGCAAGAAGAAGAAAGGUGGAAAAGAAGAAGAAUUGGAAAAGAUAGAAGGACUGUUGGCGCUCAAAAAACAAAUCUCUACACAGAAUGUGCUAGAGAGUUUACUUGCAAAGACUGAGCCACUAGAUGACAUGGAAUUAGCUCUGAAAAUGAAACUUAUGUCUGAAAUGAUGUGAUGAUUGUUAGCUCUAACUUUAGUACACAUUUGCUGUUCGUUUCACUAUGUUUAAUCAUCUCAUUUUCUCUAUUUCAGGUGAUGUACAAGACCAUGUGCCUGACGAAGACAAAAGCUGCUGUCUCUUCCUUAUGUAUUCACGGGAUGCUUGUUUUUUUCUCUUAUUUUUCCAUGUGAACCUAGUCACGGGUACUUUGUCUGUUUAUUAGCUUUGUAUUUAUAAGUCUGGUUGUAGACUCGGCGAAGAGCUAUCUCAUUUGCUCUUCUUGUACUAAAAACUUGUUAUGAUGAAAUUUUAAUUUCGAGUAUCUGCGUUUCAUCAACCCUUCCCUUCAUAUUUGUAUGCUCACGGCAGGUAUGGUCACUGGUUUGUGUUGCCAGUAUGAUAGUAGAGUUUUGUGUUGCUUCUCAAAAUACCAAUUCAAAUCUUUAGUAGGCUUCAAUCCACCAUCGAAUAUUUGAUAUUGUAUAAGGUUGAUACAAUGAUUGAUUGACAACACAACCUAGAAUUAGAUGAUUCUGAUAUAUAAGGUUGAUAUAAUGGUCCAACUAUUCGUACGCACAACUAUGGUUUUGGUUUUAACAAACUUUCUUUUGUAGAUUUAAGAAAGGAUAGUGAAAUAUGGGAGAUGAAACAGAUCGAAGAUUAUAUGCGGUUUUGGAUGAGGCGGUCGAUGAAUAUAUUGAGGAUACAUUCAACAACAUCGUCGAAAAUCGAACAGUCAAACCGAAGAAACGUGCAUAUGUCGAACGAAACCGCGAAGAGGGCCACAACCGUCUAUGGAAUGAUUACUUCCGUGAAGAUUCCACAUUUCCGGCUCAUUUUUUCAGGCGCCGUUUCCGCAUGAACAAGGAAGUAUUCUUGCGUAUUGUCAAUCGCCUCUUCGAAAAUGUUACAUUUUUUCAGCAAAGAAGAGAUGCUGUCGGACGGUUAGGUCUAUCUCCACUACAAAAGUGUACGGCAGCUAUUCGUAUGCUUGCUUAUGGCUGCACGGCGGACGCCACAGAUGAAUAUCUCCGACUUGGUGAAAGCACAACACUUUCGUGUUUAACUAAUUUUACAGAAAGCGUAAUACAAUUAUUUGGAGAAGAGUAUCUACGAAGACCCACUACAGAAGAUCUUCAACGACUACUCGACAUUGGAGAAAUACGUGGCUUUCCUGGAAUGGUUGGAAGCAUCGAUUGUAUGCAUUGGGAGUGGAAAAAUUGCCCAACUGCUUGGAAAGGACAGUACACACGUGGAUCAGGAAAGCCGACAAUUGUCUUGGAGGCUGUCGCUUCACAAGAUCUUUGGAUAUGGCACGCUUUUUUUGGUCCACCAGGUACCUUAAACGAUAUUAACGUCCUCGAUCGGUCACCUAUUUUUGAUGACAUUUUACAAGGUCGAGCUCCAAGGGUACAAUACGUGGUCAACGGACACCAAUAUGAUAUGGCGUACUACCUCACUGACGGUAUAUAUCCAAAAUGGUCAACAUUUAUCCAAUCUAUCUCACUUCCUCAAGGUCCUAAAGCAGAGUUAUUUGCUAAAGUUCAAGAAUCAACCCGAAAAGAUGUGGAGCGGGCUUUUGGAGUAUUGCAAUCUCGAUUUGCAAUAGUGAAAAACCCGGCUAUUUUGUGGGACAAGAAACAGAUAGGGAUGGUUAUGCGAACAUGUAUCAUACUUCACAAUAUGAUAGUAGAAAAUGAACGCAAUGGAUACACUCAGUAUGAUACAUCUGAAUUUGAAGAAGGAACCUCGACCAGAAGUUCGAAUGUGGAUGCACCCAAUACUUCCGAGAUGCCUCCAAAUCUCGCUAAUAUGCUUCUUAUACGGACUCAUCUUCGUGAUAGGCAGUUACAUGAACGAUUGAAAAAUGAUUUGGUAGAAAAUAUUUGGAACAAGUUUGGUAAGAUGAAUAAUUAUUGUAUGUUUGCAUUUAAUCAUUCAAUAAAUGAAUUUUCAAUUUUAAUGUUUUGCAACUUUCAUAAUUUUUAAUUUCUUAAAAAAAAAAAAAAAAUUAUAAGAACUUCAUAGUAGUAACACCAUUGGACAUAUAAUUAGGAUCAAAGUCCUUAACUAUUCAGAAAAGAAAAAAAAAUAUUAAAAUAUAGCUAAGGACUCCAAUGGUGGGUAACACCAUUGGAGAUGCUCUUACAAAUGGAAUCCAUAGUGUUAACUACUUAGCUUUGCUUCGAUCUCAAUUUUCACUCUAUCUAUACUACUAUUCUGACACGAAAAGAAAUAUGUGUUUAAUAAAGAUUAAUUAUUCUCAUCCAAAUUAAUGUGUAUUCGACUAUAAGAAAAAUGGUCACCCAUAUUUUAAGGGAACCGACAGGAACAACAAAACCCAUAACUUUUUCUCUAAACAGUACAGCACGAUCCAAGAAAAAUGUUAACACCCCAUCUAAAUUCCCUUUUAAUAAUGUAUAACUUUUAUAGAAAUUUCAUUGCAACCGUUUAAUAAUAUAAUCGAACAUUUUAUUUAUUUAAAAACUAGUAUGUUAUAAUAAAGUUUAGAUCUAAAGAAAGUUAUGCAAAACAACUAUCCAAACUGAUGGCUUUCUAAACAUAAAGAAUCGCUAUUCCUUAUAUAAAUCAUGAUAAAAGCAUUCUUCUUCUAAUUAUCCAAGCAGAGUUCUUUCAUGACAAUGCUCUCGUUUAUUACUGUCCAUAAGGUGCAUUCCCUAACGUAGAAGCAACCGAGCGCUUAAAAUCCACAAUUUAUAUGCGUCUGAACCCGUUGAUGGAAAAGAUUUGCUAAACCUACCUCUAUAACGUGUAUUAGGCUUGCUAAUCUGCAUAAGAGCUUUAACCAUUAUGUUUCUAUAUGAAGGAGAUCGUCAAGUACCAAAUAUAUUCGAUAGGAAAUCCUAAAACCUGCAUGGGAUCUUCUCUUGGUGAUCUAAUGUUGGUUUCACACACACAUAUAUACUUCUUUAACACUACACUAAAAUAACAUGAGCAUUAAGAAAACAAGACUUUAACGCAAGAGAGGCUUCUCAA
Molecule: messenger RNA, 5777 nt
Organism: Brassica napus (rape)
Lineage: Eukaryota; Viridiplantae; Streptophyta; Magnoliopsida; Brassicales; Brassicaceae
Product: putative nuclease HARBI1
Exons: 2
Coding region: 3417-4769 (450 amino acids)
Source: RefSeq, a predicted model, not a curated record